AUGGGCAAAAAGGGUAAAGGAAAAGGCAAUAAAUUGGCCAAAAUGUCCGAGGAGGAGCGUGCCCGGUAUUUGCAAAUGAGGGCCGACAUGGAGGAGGAGACGAGACGGCGGAAAAUGCAGCUUAUUUCCAUGUACAUGAAGAACAAACUGAAAAGGGAGGAUGCUUUUGGACGCUUGAACAUGGCAAAAAUCAACCAGGAAUGGCGCAGCAUUUUGCGCCAGGUGAAAAUCCAAGAGUUGCGCCGCGAGAUUGUCGAUGUGGAGUCCUUUUUCCAGGAGGCCCUGAAACGCAAGGACCAGGUUAUCCACCGCCUCAUUGCUCACAUAGAAUCCACCGAGGAUAUGUACGCCAAUCUGCAGCAGUCGCAUAUGGAAAACAUUACCACAAUUGUUGACACCCAUAGAAGCCGCAUCGAGUUCUUCCGCACGAUCUACGAGGACGACAAGCAGGCGGUGCUGAGCCAGUGGGAGCAGGACUCCGCAGGAUUCAAGGAGAUGCAUGCCCAGAAGCAGCAGCAACUGGAGUGCGUCUUCUACCAGCUGGAGGAGAACACCGAUGGCGGGAUAAGGGACAACCACGAGCGCUUCUUGGACCGCUGCGAAGACCUGAAGAGUGGGAUGCAACUGCAGCUGGAGCAGAUUACCUCCAGGGGUGAGGCCAAGCUGGAGAAGCUGUGGCAGGAGUACCAGGCUGUCCUGGCCGGCUACUGCCAGCACAUCGAGGGUUUCUACGCGGAGUACGUGGACCUCAAGCAGCGGGAUGAGGAGGCCGCCUUCCAGAUCAGCCAGCAGACCCACGAAAUCGAGCACCUGGUGGACCAACUGGCCAACCUGCGUCUGGUCUCCGAGGAGUUCUAUGUGAAGCAGCAGGGGCAACUGGAGCAGCGGCAGGCCAUCAAGCAGCAGCUGACGGAGCGCCUAAGGGAGCUGCGCACCUGCGUGGAGCAGGAGGUGUCCCGGGAUCACCAGGCGUUCAAGCUCAUGUCCGUGGAGAGCUACAAUGCCCUGGAGUCCCUGCAGGAGACCGUUAAUAAGGGCGAGACUUUGGUCCAGCUCUCGGCGGUCUGCGCCAAGAUGGAAACGCAGCGGGAGAGGAUGUUUCAGCUGCCGGAAAUAUCCCGCGAGAUUAUCGAGAUACGCGAGAUAGAGGCUCACGACAAUGGAGCCGUCCCUGAUCCAGCCACAGAUCUUCUUAAAGACGAGGUCGCCGUGGUGCCCCAAAUGGAGACCUUCUGGCGGCGGGUCAACAACGUGGCCGUGGACGUGGCCUGCCUGAAGCAGCAGAAGCGCCGCCUCGAGGCGGAGAACGCUCAGCUGAAGGCGCAGCUGCAGGAGUACCUGGUCAAUUUGAACAUCGCCCACGGCUCCAACAGCCACGUCCACAAUUAUCUGGCCCGGCGGCCCAAGAGCAUGUCCGUGGACCGGGUGGCGCGCCUCCAGCUGCAGCCGAAGCAGGUGAAAAGCGCCCUGCCCACUGGCCGCCGCCCACCAGCGCCCACUGCGGCCACUUUCCACUUUCAUCCGGGUCGAAAUCGAGUGCCCGCCUUCGAUGCCAAUUUUUCCAAUGCUGUGCGCUCCAGGACUCUGGCCAGGGGCAGAGUGGAAUAG
Molecule: messenger RNA, 1608 nt
Organism: Drosophila biarmipes
Lineage: Eukaryota; Metazoa; Arthropoda; Insecta; Diptera; Drosophilidae
Product: dynein regulatory complex subunit 2
Exons: 5
Coding region: 1-1608 (535 amino acids)
Biological process (GO): regulation of cilium movement; cilium-dependent cell motility; axonemal dynein complex assembly
Cellular component (GO): axoneme; axonemal dynein complex
Source: RefSeq, a predicted model, not a curated record